CUAUGGGAGCUUUUUUGGACACUUAUUUCCUUUUGUGUGUCUGUCUUAUCUGGCUAUUUUUCUCUUCGUCCUCGUUAUAUAUUGCAUCCCCCUCUUUUUCAUCAUCAUCAUCUUGUAAAUUACGGAGAAAGUUUCAACUCAAUGAGGUGCACAAGCCUGGUGAUGUGGUUCUAGGUGGGCUGUUUGAGGUCCACUACACCUCUGUUUUCCCUGAGCAGACAUUUACUUCAGAGCCACAACAGCCCAUCUGCAAAGGCUUUGACACUCUAGGGUUCAGGCAUGCCAUGACCAUGGCCUUUGCUAUUGAUGAGAUCAACAAGAACUCCAAUCUGCUACCUAAUGUGACUCUGGGUUUUCAUCUUUAUGAUAACUGCGCUACACUUGUUAUUGGAUUCAGUGGUGCAUUAUCACUGGCAAGUGGUCGAGAGGAGCAGUUUCUGCUUCAGGAGAACUGUUUAGGGACCCCUCCAGUCUUGGGGAUUGUGGGUGAUCCCCAUUCUACAUUUACUAUCGCCACCUCCAAUGUGCUAGGUUUAUACAAAAUGCCCAUUGUGAGUUAUUUUGCCACAUGCUCCUGCUUGAGUGAUCGCAAACGAUUUCCAUCCUUCUUUAGAACAAUCCCAAGUGAUGCUUUCCAGGUGCGUGCUAUGAUUCAGAUUCUAAAACGCUUUGGCUGGACUUGGGCAGGCCUGUUGGUCACGGAUGAUGACUAUGGACUUAAUGUUGCCCGAUCCUUUCAAUCUGACCUUGCUCAGUCUGGGGGAGGUUGUCUGGCCUACUUACAGGUUUUGCCCUGGGACCAUGACCCAAGUGAACUGAGGAGGAUUGUGGAUGCGAUAAAAAAAUCGACAGCUCGUGUGGUCAUAGUGUUUGCACAUGAGACUCACAUGAUUAACCUCAUGGAAGAGGUGGUUAGGCAGAAUGCAACAGGCCAGCAGUGGAUAGCAAGUGAAGCUUGGACAGCAGCUACUGUGCUCCAGACACCCCAGCUCAUGCCAUACCUGGCUGGGACGUUGGGUAUCGCCAUCCGGCGAGGAGAAAUACCAGGACUCAGGGAAUUCCUCCUACAAAUAAGUCCUUACCAAAAUGACGUUAACAAUGAAAAUAACAUGCUUGUACAUUAUUUGCAGAAGGUCAACUUUACCACACCAUUUGGUGAUGAAGUGUCAUUUGAUGAGAAUGGUGAUGCCAUACCAAUAUAUGAUAUCAUGAACUGGCUAUGGCUCCCUGAUGGAAGAACUAAAGUUCAGAAUGUGGGUGAGGUUAAGAGGUCAGACUCCAAAGCCACCCCGGUCAGUGUGCAGGUGAGAACUGUCCUCCAGGACCCGCUUGCAAAGGGAAAGAAGGGGAACCUGUGUGCUGUUCUUGACUGUCAUCCUUGUUCUGAGGGAAAGAUCAGCAUAAGACUGGGACUCCAUGGAGUGCACCAGUUUCAGAGGACUUCUGGUCCAGUCUCAGCGUGGACCACUUGUGUUCCUAGAAAACGAGUUUCCUCCUACAAUGACCUCUGGGGUGGUUCUCUGGCCUGUGUUCAAGGGCUUCCAAGCCAGGAGUGGAACAGUCUGAAGUGGGUUUGUGCUAGCAGCAGAGAGGGACAGUUCUUGGUUCUUACUCUCCAGGCAAUAAUUGCACUGCCUGCUUAUGUCAACUCACCAGGCAAAUAUGCUGAUGCUGUGGAGGUAUUUGCCAUUCUGGCCUCAAGUUUCGGCCUCUUGCUGGCACUGUUUGGACCCAAAUGUUUCAUAAUCCUGCUGAGACCAGAGAGGAACACAAAGAAAGCCAUCAUGGGUCGAGGAACCAUUAAGUCAUGA
Molecule: messenger RNA, 1811 nt
Organism: Morone saxatilis (striped sea-bass)
Lineage: Eukaryota; Metazoa; Chordata; Actinopteri; Moronidae
Product: vomeronasal type-2 receptor 1-like
Exons: 12
Coding region: 3-1811 (602 amino acids)
Biological process (GO): G protein-coupled receptor signaling pathway
Cellular component (GO): membrane
Molecular function (GO): G protein-coupled receptor activity
Source: RefSeq, a predicted model, not a curated record